Messenger RNA from Echinops telfairi (small Madagascar hedgehog), 8666 nucleotides. RefSeq names its product von Willebrand factor (gene VWF). Gene Ontology annotation, biological process: blood coagulation; cell-substrate adhesion. Gene Ontology annotation, cellular component: extracellular matrix. The coding region runs from base 129 to 8555 and encodes 2808 amino acids. The record is from RefSeq and is a predicted model, not a curated record. Gene Ontology annotation, molecular function: protein binding. Lineage: Eukaryota; Metazoa; Chordata; Mammalia; Afrosoricida; Tenrecidae. The transcript has 52 exons.
CACUUCUGACCCAGCCUCGGCAGUUGCUAAGGAGCAUGGCUUAGGGACCUGACAGGCCGUGCACCCUCGUGAGGCUGUUUCCCAAGAGAACUUGGGGGCACGCACAGCCCCUGCAUUGCAGGGAAAAGAUGAUUCCUGCCCGGCUUUUGAGGGUGCUUCUUGUACUGAUCUUCACCUGGUCAGGGCCUCUUGGCACGGAAGGGACUGUGGGCCAGCUGACCACCGGCCGGUGCAGCCUUUUCGGAGAUGACUUCAUCAACACCUUGGACGAGAGCAUGUACAGCUUUGCGGGGGACUGUAGUUACCUGCUGGCUGGAGACUGUCAGAAGCACUCCUUCUCACUUAUCGGGGACUUCCACAAUGGCAAGAGAAUGGGCUUCUCUGUCUAUCUCGGGGAAUUUUUUGACAUCCAUAUGUUUGUCAAUGGUUCUGUGAUGCAGGGGACCCAAAGUGUCUCCAUACCUUAUGCCUCCAAUGGCCUGUAUUUGGAAACUGAGGCUGGGUCCUACAAGCUGUCCAGUGAGACCUAUGGUUUUGUGGCCAGGAUUGAUGCUAGUGGUAACUUCCAAGUCCUGCUGUCAGACAGAUACUUCAACAAGACUUGUGGGCUGUGUGGAAACUUCAAUAGGUUCGCAGAAGAUGACUUUAUGACUCAGGAAGGGACCUUGACCUCAGACCCCUAUGAUUUUGCCAACUCCUGGGCCCUGAGCAGUGAACAGAGGUGCAAGCGGGCAUCCCCUCCCAGCAGCUCCUGCAACGUCUCCUCCGGGGAAAUGCAAAAGGGCCUGUGGGAGCGAUGCCAGCUCCUGAAGAGCGCCUCGGUGUUCGCCCGCUGCCACCCCUCGGUGGACCCCGAGCCCUUCGUCGCCCUGUGCGAGAGCAGUCGGUGCGCGUGCUCCCAGGGCAGAGACUGCGCGUGCGCCGUGCUCCAGGAGUACGCCCGCGCCUGCGCACGGGAGGGCGUCGUGCUGUACGGCUGGACUGAGCACAGCACCUGCCGACCGGCCUGCCCCGCUGGCAUGGAGUAUACGGAGUGUGUGUCCCCUUGCACCAGAACCUGCCAGAGCCUGCACAUCAAUGGAGUGUGUCAGGAGCAGUGUGUUGACGGCUGCAGCUGCCCUGAUGGGCAGCUACUUGAUGAAGAUCGAUGUGUGGAGCCAGCCGAGUGUUCCUGUGUGCAUUCUGGGAAGCGCUACCCUCCUGGCUCCUCUCUUUCACAGGACUGCAACACCUGCAUUUGCCGAAAUAGCCUGUGGGUGUGCAGCAACGAAGAGUGUCCAGGCGAAUGUCUGGUCACUGGCCAAUCCCACUUCAAGAGCUUUGACAACAAGUACUUCACCUUCAGUGGCAUCUGCCAGUACCUGCUGGUCCGGGACUGCCAAGACCACUCCUUCACCAUUUGCGCUGAUGAUCCUGACGCUGUGUGCACCCGCUCAGUCGCCAUCCGGCUGCCCCUUCUGCACAACACCCUUGUGAAGCUGAAGCAUGGCGGCGGCGUGGCCAUGGACGGCCAGGACAUCCAGCUGCCCUUCCUGAGAGGCGACCUCCGCAUCCAGCCCUCGGUGAUGGCAUCGGUGCGCCUCAGCUAUGGAGAGGACCUGCAGCUGGACUGGGACGGCCGCGGGAGGCUGCUGGUGAAGCUGUCCCCCACCUACGUCGGGAAGACCUGCGGCCUGUGUGGCAAUUACAACGGCAACAAGGGCGACGACUUCCUCACUCCUGGCGGCCUGGCGGAGGCCCUGGUGGAAGACUUCGGGAACGCCUGGAAGCUGCAUGGGGACUGCCAGGACCUAAAGAAGCAGGCCAGGGACCCCUGUAACCUCAACCCCCGCCUGACCAGGUUUGCAGAGGAGGCAUGUGCUGUCCUGAUUUCCAACAAGUUCCAGCCCUGCCACCAUGCUGUCAGCCCUCAGCCCUACCUGCGGAACUGCCGCUAUGACGUGUGCGCCUGCUCCGAUGGCAGAGACUGCCUGUGCCAUGCUGUGGCCAGCUACGCCUCAGCCUGCGCCCGCAGAGGCGUGGGCAUCGCGUGGCGGGAGCCCAGCUUCUGUGCCCUGGACUGCCCCCAGGACCAGGUGUACCUGCAGUGUGGGACCGCCUGCAACCUCACAUGCCGCUCCCUCUCUUACCCGGAUGAGGAAUGCAACGAGGUCUGUCUCGAGGGCUGCUUCUGCCCCCCAGGACUCUACCUGGAUGAGAGGGGGGACUGUGUACCCAAGGCCCAGUGCCCUUGCUACUAUGACGGUGAGAUCUUCCAGCCUGAAGACGUCUUCUCAGAUCAUCAUACCAUGUGCUACUGCGAGGAUGGUGUCAUGCACUGCACCACAAGUGGAGUCCCGGGAAGCCUGUUGCCAGACAUUGUCCUCAGCAGCCCCCUGUCUCACCGCAGCAAGAGGAGCCUCUCCUGUCGGCCCCCCAUGGUCAAGCUGGUGUGUCCUGCUGACAGCCCCCGGGCCGAAGGGCUGGAGUGUGCCAAGACCUGCCAGAACUACGAGCUGGAGUGCAUGAGCUCGGGCUGCGUCUCCGGCUGCCUCUGCCCGCCGGGCAUGGUCCGGCAUGAAAACAGAUGCGUGGCCCUGGAAAGGUGUCCCUGUUUCCAUCAGGGCAAAGAGUACGCCCCCGGGGAAGUGGUCAAGAUUGACUGCAACACUUGUGUCUGCCGGGACCGGAAGUGGAACUGCACGGACCACGUAUGUGACGCUACGUGCUCUGUCAUGGGCAUGGCCCACUACCUCACCUUUGACGGGCUCAAGUACAUGUUCCCGGGGCAGUGCCAGUAUGUCCUGCUGCAGGAUCAAUGUGGGGGCAACCCUGGAACCUUCCAGAUCCUGGUGAGGAAUGAGGGAUGCGGCUACCCCUCAGCGAAAUGCAAAAAGCGGGUCACCAUCCUGAUGGAUGGAGGAGAGAUUGAAUUGUUUGAUGAGGAGGUGAUUGUGAAGAAGCCCCUUAAGGACUCCACUCACUUUGAGGUGGUGGAAUCGGGCCGGUAUGUCAUUCUGCUGCUGGGCAGAGGGCUCUCUGUGGUCUGGGACCACCACCUGGCCAUCUCCGUGGUCCUGAAGCAGACAUACCAGGAGCAAGUGUGUGGCCUGUGUGGGAAUUUUGAUGGCAUCCAGAACAAUGACUUCACCAGCAGCAACCUCCAACUGGAAGAAGACCCAGUGGACUUUGGGAACUCCUGGAAGGUGAACCCGCAGUGUGCCGACACCAGGAAAGUGCCGCUGGACGCCACCCCUGCCACUUGCCACAACAACCUCAUGAAGCAGGCGAUGGUGGAUUCCUCCUGCAGGAUCCUGACCAGUGACCUUUUCCAGGGCUGCAACAAGCUGGUGGACCCCGAGCCGUACCUGGAGGCCUGCAUUUACGACACCUGCUCCUGCGAGUCCAUUGGGGACUGCGCCUGUUUCUGCGAUACCGUUGCUGCCUAUGCCCAUGCCUGUGCCCAGCACGGCCUGGUGGUGACCUGGAGGACGGCCACGCUGUGCCCCCAAAGCUGCGAGGAGAGGAAUGUGCGGGAAAACGGGUAUGAGUGCGAGUGGCGCUAUAACAGCUGUGCCCCCGCCUGCCCCGUCACUUGCCAGCACCCGGAGCCCCUGGUGUGUCCUGUGCAGUGUGUGGAGGGCUGCCACGCACACUGCCCCCCAGGGAAAAUCCUGGAUGAGCUUUUGCAGACCUGCGUCGACCUCGAUGACUGCCCUGUGUGUGAGGUGGCUGGCCGGCGCUUACCCCCGGGCAAGAAAGUCACCUUGAACCCCAGUGACCCCAAGCACUGCCAGAUCUGUGAAUGCGAUGGUACCAAUCUGACCUGUGAAGCCUGCCCCGCGGGGCCAGGAGGCCCCGGGCUGCCCCCCACAGAAGUUCCGGUCAGUGCCACCACGCCGUACGUGGAGGAGGAUAUCCCCGAGGUCCCCAUGCACGACCUGUACUGCAGCAAGCUGCUCGACCUGGUCUUCCUGCUCGACGGCUCCUCCAAGCUGUCCGAGGCCGAGUUUGAGGUGCUGAAGGCCUUUGUGGUGGGCAUGAUGGAGCGGCUGCACAUCUCCCAGAAACGCAUCCGGGUGGCCCUGGUGGAGUACCAUGACGGCUCACACUCUUACAUCGAACUCAAGGACCGGAAGCGGCCCUCGGAGCUGCGGCGCAUUGCGGGCCAGGUGAAGUACGCGGGCAGCCAGGUGGCUUCCACCACCGAGGUCCUGAAGUACACGCUGUUCCAGGUCUUCAGCAAGGUGGACCGCCCCGAAGCCUCCCGCGUGGUCCUGCUCCUGACAGCCAGCGAGGAGCCACCCCGGCUGGCCCGGAACUUGGCCCGCUAUGCACAGGGCCUGAAGAAGAAGAAGGCCAUCGUGAUCCCAGUGGGCCUCGGGCCCCACGCCAGCCUCAAGCAGCUCCGCCUCAUCGAGAAGCAGGCCCCCGAGAACAAGGCCUUCGUGCUCAGCAGCGUGGAUGAGCUGGAGCAGAGGAGGGACGAGAUUAUCAACUACCUCUGCGACCUGGCACCCGAAGCCCCAGCCUCAACUCAGCCCCCCGACAUGGCCCAAGUCACUGUGGGUCCUGGCCUUUCGAAGGACCCAUCCCUGGGGCCCACGAGGAAGUCCCUGGCCCUGGAUGUGGCAUUUGUCCUGGAAGGCUCAGACAAGGUUGGCGAGGCCAGCUUCAACCGCUGCAGGGAGUUCAUGGAGGAGGUGAUCCGGCGGAUGGACGUGGGCCAGGACAGCAUCCACGUCACUGUGCUACAGUACUCGUACGUGGUCACGGUGGAGCACACCUUCCGUGAGGCACAGUCCAAGGCUGGCAUCCUGCAGCGCGUGCGGGAGCUACGCUACCUGGGUGGCAACAGGACCAACACCGGGCUGGCCCUACAGUACCUCUCUGAGCACAGCUUCUCCUCCAGCCAGGGGGACCGUAAGCAGGCCCCCAACCUGGUCUACAUGGUCACAGCCAACCCCGCCUCUGACGAGAUCAAGCGGCUGCCUGGAGACAUCCAGCUGGUGCCCAUUGGAGUGGGGCCUCAUGCCAGUGCGCAGGAGCUGGAGAAGAUGGGCUGGCCCAACGCACCCAUUCUCAUCCAGGACUUUGAGACUCUUCCCCGAGAGGCCCCAGACCUGGUGCUGCAGAGGUGCUGCUCAGAGGAGGGGCUGAGGAUCCCUACCCUCGCCCCAGCCCCAGACUGCAGCCAGCCCCUGGAUGUGGUUCUUCUCCUGGAUGGCUCCUCUGGUGUUUCACCCACUUCCUUUGAGGAAAUGAAAAGCUUCGCCAAGGCCUUCAUCGCCAAGGCCAACAUAGGGCCGCAUCGCACCCAGGUGUCAGUGUUGCAGUACGGGAGCAUCACCACCAUCGAUGUGCAGUGGACCGUGGCCCUGGAGCCCACCCAGUUAAUCAGCUUGGUGGACCCCAUGCAGCAGGAAGGUGGCCCCAGCCAAGUUGGGGAUGCUUUGGGCUUUGCUGUGCGGUACAUAACUUCAGAAGUGCAUGGUGCCAGGCCUGCAGCCUCUAAGGCAGUGGUCAUCCUGGUGACAGACGUAUCCAUGGACUCGGUGGACGCAGCUGCUACCGCCGCCAGGGCCAGCCGAGUGACAGUAUUCCCUAUUGGAAUUGGGGAUCGGUAUGAUGCAUCCCAGCUGAGGACCUUGGCCGGCCCAGGGGCCAGUUCCAACGUGGUGAAGCUCCAGCGGAUUGAAGACCUUCCCACCAUGGUUACCCUGAGCAAUUCCUUCUACCACAAGCUGUGCUCUGGGUUCCUUACAGUUUGCAUGGAUGAGGAUGGGAACGAGAAGAGGCCUGGGGACAUCUGGACCUUACCAGACCAGUGCCAUACAGUGACCUGCCUGCCAGAUGGCCAGACUUUGCUGCAGAGUCACCGGGUGAACUGUGACCGAGGACCGAGGCCUUCAUGCCCCAACAACCACUCCCCUGUUAAGGUGGAGGAGACCUGUGGUUGCCGCUGGACCUGCCCUUGUGUGUGCAUGGGGAGCUCGACCCGACAUAUCGUGACCUUUGAUGGGCAAAACUUCAGGCUGACUGGUAGCUGUUCCUAUGUCCUAUUUCAAAGCCAGGAGCAGGACCUGGAGGUGAUCCUUCAUAAGGGUGCCUGCAGCCCCGGAGCACAGCAGACAUGUAUGAAAUCCAUUGAGGUGAAGCACCGUGGCCUCGCCGUGGAGCUCCACGGUGACAUGGAGGUGACUGUUAAUGGGAAACUAGUCUCUGUCCCUUACGUGAGUGGGGACAUGGAUGUCAGUAUUUAUGGUGCCAUCAUGCAUGAGAUCAGAUUCAACCACAUUGGCCACAUCUUGACGUUCACUCCACAAAACAGUGAAUUCCAGUUUCAGCUUAGUCCCAAGACUAUUGCUUCAAAGAUGCAUGGUCUGUGUGGAACCUGUGAUGAGAAUGGGGCCAAUGACUUCAUGCUGAAGGAUGGCACUGUCACCGCAGACCAGGGGGCACUCAUCCAGGAGUGGACCGUACACCAGCCAGGGCAGGCCUGUCAGCCCAUUUCUGAGGGGCAGUGCCCUGUCUCUACCAGCACCCACUGCCAGGUCCUCCUCUCGGCUCUGUUUGCUGAGUGCCACAAAGUUCUUGCUCCAGCGACCUUUUAUGCCAUGUGCCAGCAGGACAGCUGUCACCAAGAGCAAGUGUGUGAGGUGAUUGCUUCCUACGCCCACCUCUGUCGGGCCGGCGGGGUCUGCGUCGACUGGAGGACGGCUGGUUUCUGCGCUCUGUCGUGUCCACACCCCCUGGUGUACAGCCCUUGUGAGCAGGGCUGUCCUCAGCACUGUGAGGGCAACACAAGCGCCUGUGGAGACCGCCCCUCGGAAGGCUGCUUCUGCCCCCCGAGUGAAGUCCUGCUGGAAGGCAGCUGUGUCCCUAAGGAGGCCUGCACCCAGUGUGUCAGCGAGGACGGAGCUCGGCACCAGUUUCUGGAAACCUGGGUCCCAGAGCACCAACCCUGUCAGAUCUGCACAUGCCUCAGUGGGCGGAGGAUCAACUGCACCUCACAGCCCUGCCCCACAGCCAGAGCUCCCACAUGUGGCCCGUGUGAAGUGGCUCGCCUCCAUCAGAAUCCAGGCCGAUGCUGUCCAGAGUAUGAGUGUGCAUGUGACUUGGUGAACUGUGACUUGCCCCCCGUGCCUCCCUGUGGAGAUGGCCUACAGCCGACACUGACCAAUCCUGGCGAGUGCAGACCUGCCUUCACCUGUGCCUGCAGGAAAGAGGAGUGUGGACAGGUGUCCCCACCCUCCUGCCCACCCCACCGUACACCGACUCUUCAGAAGACCCAGUGCUGUGAUGAGUAUGAGUGUGCCUGCAGCUGUGCCAACUCUACAGUGAGCUGUCCAAUGGGGUACCUGGCCUCAGUCAUCACCAACGACUGUGGCUGCACCACAACCACCUGCCUUCCCGACAAGGUGUGUGUUCACCAUGGCACCAUCUACCCCGUGGGCCAGUUCUGGGAGGAGGGCUGCGAUGUGUGCACCUGCACUGACAUGGAGGAUGCUGUGGUGGGCCUGCACGUGACCCAGUGCUCCCAGAAGACCUGUGAAGAUGGCUGUAGGUCGGGCUUCACGUAUGUCCUCCGUGAAGGUGAAUGCUGUGGGAGGUGCCUGCCGUCUGCCUGUGAGGUGGUGUCCGGCUCACGGCGGGGGGAUUCCCAGUCCUACUGGAAGAGUGUUGGCUCUCGUUGGACCUCCCCUGAGGACCCCUGUCUCCUCAACGAGUGCGUGCGAGUGAAGGAGGAGGUCUUUGUGCAGCAGAGAAAUGUCUCCUGCCCGCAGCUGGAAGUCCCCACCUGCCCCACAGGCUUCCAGUUGAGCUGCAAGACCUCCGAGUGCUGCCCCACCUGUCGCUGCGAGCCCGUGCAGGCCUGUGUGCUCAAUGGCACCGUCAUCGAGCCUGGGAAGAGUCUGAUGAUCGACGUGUGUACAACUUGCCGCUGCACCGUGCGGGUGGGGGUCAUCUCAGGGUUCAAGCUGGAGUGCAGGAAGACCACCUGCCAGGCCUGCCCAUCGGGGUACAAGGAGGAGAGGGCCCAAGGUGAGUGCUGUGGGAGAUGCCUGCCGAUGGCCUGCACCAUUCAGCUCCGAGGAGGCCAAGUCAAGACUCUGCAGCGUAAUGAGACUUUCCAGGAUGGCUGUGAUAGCCACUUCUGCAAGGUCAACGAGCACGGAGAGUUCAUCUGGGAGAAGAGGGUCACCGGCUGCCCACCCUUUGAUGAGCGCACAUGUCUGGCCCAGGGCGGGAAAAUCAUGAACAUUCCAGGCACCUGCUGUAACGCAUGUAAGGAGCCCGAAUGCAAGGAUAUCACAGCCCGGCUGCAGUAUGUCAAAGUGGGAGAUUGCAAGUCUGAAGAGGAAGUGGACAUUCACUACUGCCAGGGCAAAUGUGCCAGCAAGGCCGUGUACUCCAUCGACACCGAGGACGUGCAGGACCAGUGCUCCUGCUGCUCGCCGUCGCAGAUCACGCCCAUGUCGGUGCCCCUGCGCUGCCUCAAUGGCUCCGUGGUGUACCACCAGGUCCUCAACGCCCUGCAGUGCCAGUGCUCCCCCCGGAAGUGCAGCAAGUGAGGCCGGACCAGCUGGUGCCUGCGCACCAGACACUCGGUCCUCUGCAUGUGCUGCUCUUGGGCCCUGCUGGGCCCACAAUAAAGUCCACUCUAGUGUGUGGAACAAGGCUGA